AUGUUAGCCGUACGGUUGGUUGUUGUGGCUUUUGCUUUGGCUGCUGCUGAGAAGAUGCAAGCGCCUUCCAGCUUCAUGCUGGUAAGUGGUGUCUCUUCACCGCGAGAGAUGUGUCUAGUCGGGAUGGGCCCAGCGGGUGCUUUAUUGGACGAGUGCACGGCUGCACUUGCAGAGCUGGACGGACGUGAGGUUUGGAGUCUCACAGGCAGUGGCUCCUUGACGAAUUUAGCUGCGAAAAAGUGUUUGGCCGCGCAGCCUGAUGCUGCUGCUGGGAGUGCUAUUGAGCUAGCGCCUUGCGAUGAAGCAGGGAAGAGUUCAACCUGGGAGUUGCAGGCCAACGGACAAAUAAAGCUUGGGGCCAGCAACAUGUGCCUGAGCCAAGCAGGGCCUUCGCCUGGCCGUGCAGAUCUUGCCUCUAGCUCCGCAGUUGUUGCUAGCUCCACAUUGGACCCUGCGCACGGAGCUGCCCUUGUUGUUGAUGGUCUCGCAUCAUCCUAUUGGGUAUCCAAGUUAGACGAAGCAGGCCCUGUGUCUUUGACGCUUGAAUUUGACAAAGCGCUCCCACUGGCCGGUGGCCCGGCCUAUGGCGUGAGGCUUGUGAUGAACAAAGCGCAUGCGACCCAAGCCGUGCUGGGAGGUCAUUCCAUCUUUGGGGUACGUUCCUUCAAGGUCCUUGCCCCACUGAUGCGCCCGGUUGUGGAGCCUUGCGUGGUGGCGGCCAAGAGCAGUGAUGCUCGAGACAAAUAUUUUGCCGUGGCCGUCGGCUCCUUUGAUCCUUCGUCUGGUGUGGCGCUGCGGUCGGAGCUUCCUGCUUUGGACUCUGCCGGCGCAGCAGUUGCCGCCGCAGUGACGGAGCUUGCGGAAGCAGUCCCAGAUGCGCGUGCAUGCAAGAAAGGCGCUGCCUUCAAGUCCAAGGCAGGACGCCGCCAGACAGUAUCAUCCACUCGCAAGAGUCUUGGAAGAGCAGAAAUUGGCGAGCAGGAAGCUUUGUUUGUCGAGGCCAAGAAAACCAUCAUCGCCGCUCGCAGCAUUUUGCAAUGA
Molecule: messenger RNA, 1041 nt
Organism: Cladocopium goreaui
Lineage: Eukaryota; Dinophyceae; Suessiales; Symbiodiniaceae
Source: the annotation of a GenBank genome assembly